Jaculus jaculus (lesser Egyptian jerboa) is the source of this 2181-nucleotide messenger RNA. It is a transcript of the gene Cers4, whose product is annotated as ceramide synthase 4. Gene Ontology annotation, molecular function: DNA binding; sphingosine N-acyltransferase activity. Gene Ontology annotation, biological process: ceramide biosynthetic process. NCBI's taxonomy places the organism in Eukaryota, Metazoa, Chordata, Mammalia, Rodentia, Dipodidae. Gene Ontology annotation, cellular component: membrane. The transcript is spliced from 12 exons. The record is from RefSeq and is a predicted model, not a curated record. Bases 293 to 1474 code for a protein of 393 amino acids.
CGCCCCGCCCCGCCCCGCCCCGAGGCACCCUCGGGUCCUAUUUUGUCUGCUGGGGCGGAGGCCCUGCGGAGAGCAGAGUUUUGCUGCCUGGCUCCGGGAGCGCCGGUCGGCUACGUCUGGGACCGCUGCCGCUCUAGACCCGAUCUUCAGUUUGCCCAACGGCUUGCGUUCCAGCUGGCGUGUGUGGAAAGGUUGGAAAAACACCUGGGAGGAAUCUUCUUUGGACUGUCCUGGAAGGUGUGAUCAGAAGUGUGCUCACAAAUGAGAAAUUUAUUUUGCCUGCUUGGAAGACAUGUUAUCCAGCCUGAACGAGUGGCUAUGGCAGGAGAAGUUCUGGUUACCACCUAACAGCACAUGGGCCCAGCUGGAGGACCGUGAUGGUCUGGUCUUUGCACACCCUCGGCAUAUGCUUGCUGCCCUGCCCCUGGCACUGGUCCUGGUAGCCGUGCGCAUUGCCUUUGAGAGAUUUGUGGCCUUGCCCCUGAGCCAGUGGAUGGGUUUGCGUGAUCCUAUUAAGAGGCAGGUGAAGCCCAACCCCACACUGGAGAAACACUUUCUCCAGAUAGGGAGGAGACCCAAGGAGCCUCAGAUGGCCCUUCUGGCUGCCCAGUGUGGCCUUACACUGAGGCAGACUGAACGCUGGUUCCGAAGACGAAGGAACCAGGAUCGGCCCUCCCUCUCUAAGAAGUUCUGUGAAGCCAGCUGGAGGUUUGUCUUCUAUCUGUGUUCCUUCAUUGGUGGCAUCUCUAUCCUGUACCAUGAGCCAUGGUUGUGGAACCUGGAAUUGUGCUGGGACAAUUACCCACAUCAGAUACUGAAUCCAGCCCUGUAUUGGUGGUAUCUCUUGGAGCUGAGUUUCUACAUUUCACUGCUAAUCACGCUGCCCUUUGAUGUCAAACGCAAGGACUUCAAGGAGCAGGUGGCACAUCACUUCGUGACUGUUGGGUUGAUGAGCUUCUCCUACAGCUCCAACCUGCUGCGUAUUGGUGCUCUGGUACUGCUGUUACAUGACUGCUCUGACUACCUUCUGGAGGCCUGUAAAAUGUUCAACUACACACACUUUCGGCGAAUGUGCGACUUUCUCUUCAUCACCUUCUCCUUAGUCUUCUUCUACACCCGCCUGAUACUCCUUCCUACCCAGGUCAUCUACUCCACGAUGUUUGACUCCAUCAAGAACUCAAGCCCCUUCUUUGGCUACUACUACUUCAACACAUUACUGGUGGUGCUGCAGCUGUUGCAUGUGUACUGGUUCUGCCUUAUCCUGCGCAUGCUGUACACUUUCCUGAGGAAGGGUCAGAUGGCAAAGGACAUUCGCAGUGAUGUGGAGGAAACUGACUCAGGCGACAAUGAGGCAGCACCAGAAAGGCCACAGCUGAAGAACGGGGUGGCUCUAAGGCUUGGUGCAGUUGCCACUGAUGGCCCUCGGAACCGGGCAGCUGUGUACCUGGUGAAUGGGCAUGCCCAGGCCACAUAGCCAGAUGAGGACUGGCUGUGAGGGGAUGCCCCCAGUGCUGCCAUGGAUAUCCAUGGGUGUCUGGGCUGUUGACCCCUGAGCCAGCUUUGUGGAGACAGGGAGGCCCCAUCCUAGAAUGGGCAGAGGGUUGGUGAUCUGUCUCUAGCCUUUCUCUGCUCAUCCUUCUUCAUACCCCAUCCCUCUGGGCAUCUGGGCAGAGCCUAGAGAGCAGCAGGACUCUGCAGCUGACCAGAAAGAAGAGCUCUGGCUUAGAGGUUCAGAGAAACUAAAAAAAGACAGCAGAAUUUUCUACCUGAAAGCAUGGAUCUUUACGAUAAUGCCUCCUUCCCCAGAUAUCUGUAAAGAACCAGGAUACAUUUACUUAUACACCCCACUGACUGAUACUACCACCCCAACAGUACCAAGGUGUGGAUAUCUGUCCCCCACCCAAGUCAUCUCCUUAGGCAAGUCACUUCCUUUUGCUGCAUAACAGCCCUGAACCAGAGGCUGGCAGAACUUGCGUACAGGAAAGAAGUUAUUAGGUUCAGAAAGGGUAAUUCCUUUGAGGUCACAGAGUAGUAAAGGUCCAAGCUUGAGAGGGAGAAGAGAAGCCCAUGCCUGUUCCUGUUGCCCUUGCUCAAAGCCACCUGCAACCCAUGCUUGGGAGCCCUUUAGGCUCUUGAGACAGUGAAAAAAAAAAAAAAGCAAAAGACCCAGCUUCCCCAAAA